This is a messenger RNA of Cuscuta campestris, 2396 nucleotides long. NCBI's taxonomy places the organism in Eukaryota, Viridiplantae, Streptophyta, Magnoliopsida, Solanales, Convolvulaceae. The record is from the annotation of a GenBank genome assembly.
CACGCAUGGGACCUAUUACAAAAAGUUAUGGCCAGUCAUCAGGAAACGGUCAUUUCACAGAUCUCUACUCCCGUGGAGAACGUUACAUCAUUCCCGGGAGGAAGUGCCGAACCAUCAACUGUUCCAGAAUUUGGGACAAUUUAUGUCCAUGUUUCAACAGCCGGGAGGAUUUUCUCCCUUCAUCCCCAGGAUAUACCCACAGUCUUUGCCCCAAACUAACAUCAUCCGGCCGGUUGUCCCGACAAAUCUGAUCGGCGAGAUGGAUAAAGUUGGUUCAUCCCGGUCUAGAAAGAGCCGAUCCCGAAGAUCGCAUACCAAAAUAACGUCGGACGGGGAUGUGCGCUCGGUCCAUAGUAAAGAUGAGGACUGGGACCUUCCCCAGGCACUGAAGAAGUUGAAGGGAAAGGCGAUCCAGCCUGAAGGAUCCAGGAGGUCAGCAUUUCAAAGGCUGGGACACGAUGGCAGAAACCAAAACCGACCGGCCAAAGAACGAUUGGGAGUGGAAACGACCCCGGUAAGUGCCUUUGACCGUCUGGGGAAAGGGGCCGGGCGACCUGGUCGGACCAGGUGCACGGAACCACCCCCUCGCGAUGAGCCCCAGAUUAGCCGGGCGCCUCAGGGAGAAGAGGAAGCGGAAAGCCACCCAAGGCACACGGUCCGCACCCACGUUGAACAACCCAGGAACCGUGUGGGCCGAGUAGAAGCACGUUUGGAGAAAUUGCACCAACGGAGUGGGAGGAUGAUGGGCUUUUCUGGGGACGAAAAGUGUUUGCUUUUCUUCCAAACCCUCCGCGGCCGGGCCGCCGAGUGGUUUCACAACCUCCCGCCCGGUGAAAUUGUUUCUUUUGACGAACUGGCCGAGGUGUUCCAGGAGAAGUUUAAGGAGAAUUGUACCAAGAGGAAAAAGUUUACCUACUUGAGUACGGCCGGGCAGAGGGAACACGAGGAUCUUACCAAGUUCCUUACCCGGUGGAAGGAUGAAGUUGACAAGGUGGAGGAAAUGGAUGACAAAACAGUCAUGUCCCUUCUAUCUGGGCUCCGUUCCGGAAAAUUAUACAAAGAGUUUUGCAGGAGGCCUCCCCAAUCAUACCAAGAGGCCUACAACACGGCUUGGGAUUAUGCUGACGUCGAAGCACAGGUGUCAUCCAAGAGGGAGGCCGAGCAGGGCCAUUCCAAGGGAAGGAUUUCCUUGAAAAAGGAAAUCGAACAGCCCGGCGGGGUAAAAGCAGAAGUCCUACAGGUGAAGCCGGCCAAGGCUGAGAAGAAACCAACGGGAGAGAAGCAAUGGACCGAGAAGUAUUGCUCCUUCCACAAAAUUGACUCCCAUAACACCGUAGAGUGCAAUGGUGUAAAGGGGCUAAUCAAGCAGAUGAUUGAGGCCGGAGAGCUUGAUCCAGAAUAUCUAGCUCAGGUAAAGCAAAAGAAGAACCAAUGGAACCGGCCAGAAGCACAACCGGCCAACCAGAGCAGGAAGAAGAAAGCAGGCGCCACUGCAAACCUCAGAGCGAGUAUUUGGAACAUCUAUGCGAAGAUGCACAGAUGGCGUUCGAAACUCCGAUGCAUAGCUGCUCUGCAUUCAACCCAUCAGAGCUCCUAUUUUCAACCGCGUCGUCUUCUUCACUCAUCUUCCAAUCUCUUUCAGAAGUCCCUUUUUCAUUCCGCACUUUCUUCCAAUUUUAAGCAUGUUUUUUCCUAUGGCUCCAUUUCACAUCCUCUAAUUUCACUACCCGUUCAGUCGUCUCUCUACCCUGCGUCUUUCAUGCAAGUGAGGCAUAUUACUGCAAAACAAAAGAAAAGGAAGUUGAAGAGUAGGAAACCAAUGACUCCAGUCGUAUCUAAAGUCAAGAAAAUAAAAAUCAAGGGCUACUCGUCUUUUAAAGGGAGGUUUAGGGUGAUGAAUGAUGGUCAAAUAAGGCGUUGGAAAGAAGGAAAACGCCAUAAUGCACAUCUAAAGUCUAAGAGUGCUAAACGUAGACUGAGGAAACCAGGUACGGUCCCUGUGGCUUACGCAAAAGUACUGAAGAAGCUCAACUUUCGCGGUUGAAUCGUCUGGACUAUCACUCCAUGCUGCCUUCAGAGUGGGGGUUUGUUUUCUCCCUUGCAGUUAUUGUUCCCAUUUUUAACUGUCUAGGUAAAAAUUGUUCUACCAUGGCAAACCAUUUUUCUUUAUUAGAGCAAUGAUGAAUACAUCUUCUCAGAAAUUGUUCUGGGGUUGCCUUUAGAAUUUUUUGUAUAAUGCCAAACUAUGAUCUGCUGUUAUUUUACAUCAGUUAUCAUUUCUUGCUCUAAAUGCUCGGUCAUAUUACACAAGCAUUUUUUUUCUAUAAUUCUUUUUAAAAAUGCAAUAUGUGACUCCUAACAAAUCUCUUUCUUCAAAACAAAUCUUAACCAUAUUU